Messenger RNA from Carassius auratus (goldfish), 1594 nucleotides. Its product is annotated as TBC1 domain family member 20-like. The transcript is spliced from 8 exons. Gene Ontology annotation, cellular component: endoplasmic reticulum membrane. Lineage: Eukaryota; Metazoa; Chordata; Actinopteri; Cypriniformes; Cyprinidae. Gene Ontology annotation, molecular function: GTPase activator activity. The record is from RefSeq and is a predicted model, not a curated record. Gene Ontology annotation, biological process: positive regulation of GTPase activity; endoplasmic reticulum to Golgi vesicle-mediated transport. Bases 363 to 1568 code for a protein of 401 amino acids.
UUGCUAAGACGUCGCCUUUCUCGUGCACUAAUGAAACUACAACUCCCAGAAUCCUUCACUCACACGUAAACAUCAACCCAGAUGAUGCUACAACUGGAGCCUCUGAAGAGCUUCCCGUGAAACAACACAAAGGAGCCGCAGAGACGCCGCUUCGCUCUGGCUCGGUUCGGUUCGGCGGUGCACACCGAUGAAGAGCGCGUGUCAUGAGUGACGCAGACCGGAGAGACGGACGCUGUUCCUGUGCCACGAGUGGUUUCUGCAGCUAACGCGGGCCUGAAGGAGAAGAUGUGGCCUUCAUCUGUCAGUCUGUUCUGCUCUCAGAGAGAUCAAGCGAUGUAGCAGCAGCUGGACUCAACGACACAAUGAACCGGAGGAAGUCUCGGAGUCUCGGAGCUUCUUCUCCGCUCAACGGACUCGGAACACAAGAUGCAGAGUCCAGACGGAAGAGGAAGACGACGGAGAUCUGGCAGGUGCUGAAGACGAGGCCUGUGGACGUGGCCGCUCUGAGACGUAUGGCCAUCAGUGAAGGAGGUCUGCUGAACGACGAGAUCCGCCGGCAGGUGUGGCCCAGACUGCUCAACGUGUCCGAAGACGACAUACCUGAGCAGCUCGAGCCGGUGGAUCGAGACAAUAACAAGGACUUCACCCAGGUGCUUCUGGAUGUUCAGAGAUCCCUGCGGCGCUUCCCUCCAGGGAUGCCAGCCGAGCAGCGCGAAGGCCUUCAGGAGGAGCUGACCGAUAUUAUCCUGCGGGUGCUGGUCAAAAACCCACAGCUGCACUAUUAUCAGGGAUACCAUGACAUCGUGGUGACCUUCCUGCUGGUGCUGGGGGAACGACUCGCCACUGCCCUGGUGGAGAAACUCUCCACUCACCACCUCAGGGACUUUAUGGACCCCACUAUGGACAACACCAAACACAUCCUGAACUACCUGAUGCCCAUCAUCGAGAGAGUCAACCCUGAAGUGUACGACUUCAUGCAGCAAGCCGAGGUGGGCACUAUUUUCGCGCUCAGCUGGCUCAUCACCUGGUUCGGACACGUGCUGUCAGAUUUCCGUCAUGUGGUUCGGUUGUAUGACUUCUUCCUGGCCUGCCAUCCGCUCAUGCCCAUCUACUUCGCUGCUGUGAUCGUGCUGCAUCGAGAGGAGGAGGUGUUGGACUGUGAGUGUGACAUGGCCAUGAUGCACCAUCUCCUGUCCCGCAUCCCACAGGACCUCCCGUACGAGACGCUGAUCAGCCGCGCCGGAGACCUGUUCGUCCAGUUCCCUCCGUCUGAGCUGGCCAGAGAGCGCAAUCAGCUGACGGCCGUCUCCACCUUCAAAGACUUCGAGCUGGCGUCGACACAGCAGCGUCCCGACACAGUGCUCCGGCAGAGACGGAAAGAGAUGCAGCAGCAGCAGAAGCGUGCUCUGGAGGCGCAGCGAGGGACCGUAGCAGUCGUGCAGCCCACGGCGCGCCGCUUCAUGCGUCUGGCGGUCAUGGGGUUGACCGUGGCGCUGGGGGCCGCCGCUCUAGCCGUGGUAAACUCUGCCCUGGAAUGGGCUCCGAAACUAGACUUGCUCUUCCCAUGAAGGAGCCCAACCACAGCGUCUCGGUU